AUGCCUGAUCAUCAUCAACCAGAUGAUGAAACGUUGUCCGACUACAAAACCGAAGACAAUUUUUCGGACAACGAUGAGCUUCCUCUCACAAAUGAACCACUUAGCAUCAGCAUAGUUGACAGAAUAAACAAGUCACUAAAAACCUUCCCGAUGCCUUCGUCGUUCAAAAAGUUCACCUCAAAGCUUUGGAAGUUGGUAUCGUUUCUGCUGUUCAUUAUGUACGUGAUGCUUUUCAUGAUAAGCUGCAUUGUUUCAAAGUCAACAUUGCUGUCAAUGACGUCGCAACUGGAGCCAAACCACACCGCGUACUGUCGAAAAAGACAAGGCAGCUUCGAGAUGAUGAGGCUAGAACUGGUCCAGUCGGAGGAGGAGCGAAUAAUGUGGAUCUGGUGCCUAUUACUAGCAUUUGCAGUUCCUGAAUUGGUAAAUUCAGUAGUCUGCUUCCGAAAGUCCAAAUCUAGGCCUUCGAUUUGCCAGUUCCUGCAGGUUAUGGGCCCAGAAACGCUCCACGUGGUUGGCAUAGCGGUAAUGAUCUUCGUGAUUCUACCAGAGAUCGAUAUGAUGCGGUUUUGGUUGCUCUGCAUCUGGUUCAUUUUUGACAUGGGUCUGCUCAACUUGCUGACAAGAGUCUACAACAAUGCCAAGUCCAAGAGAAACACGGCGUUAAUUGUCCUGGACUGUAUUAUCUUGGCAAAUUUGGCUAUUAUUAACAUUGUGUUUUCGUUGCAUGAAAGCACCUUUUAUGAUCACAGUUUUUGGGCGAUUAUGUUGGCGUCUAUUUGUAUAUUUUUUGGAUUUUGGCAGGAUACUUCUUAUUCUAUACUGAGUCCAACUGGCUACAUCCAAAUUUUCAACAGUGCUCGAGAAAAACUCUUUCCUGCUAGACACUUCACCUUCGCACUGAUAUCAAUCUGGAAGAUCGUUGUGUUCUUCGCAUCAGCGCUGACUAUUCUGUACCUAAACGGUGAUAAUAUCGUUCACAUUUUUACCAAGCUUGGACAAACCUUCGGAGAACACAACCUGACUCUCAUCGAAGACUUCAAUAAGCGCGAAGUUUACUACAAUGGGACUAUCGUUAGCUUGGAAACGAUAAUCUCUAUCAAAAAUGGAAAAUUCAUUUUCACUAUUUCGAUCCUGUUGACCCAAAUUUUGUUGUCUAUCCUCAGCAACGUCGAAGAUGACAAAGGAGGGCUUCGGAUGCUUCACGGCUUCGAUUUUCGAUCGCGACUCGGCUGGAAUAUCCCUCUGUCUUUCAGUUUCGGAUUAGUGAUCUGGACUUUCUACGUGCUAGAGCCAUUUUGCAAGCUUAACCAUGACAUGAUUAUUCCUAGGUACUUAUCCUUUGACUCCCGGGAACGAGGGUUGAAAAAGGAACUCGAUUUCCACAACAAUACGCUCUCUGAAACCUGGAAAGUGAUCGGCUCGAUUGUCUCCGUCCUUUGGAUAGGAAUCCACACGAUCAUUCGCUACUACAAAAUAAUGGUAGAGAACAAAAAGCCCCAGAACUUCGAAUACGAUCGGCCAUUGUUUAACAGAUGGCUAAGUUCUCUUCGCGCUCAUAAGGACGAGUCUAUAGACGUCGAGAAAGAACUUAUGACCUUCCAAAGGCACCAAGAAAUUCACUUGGACACCUUGUUCCAAUAA
Messenger RNA from Cotesia congregata, 1644 nucleotides. The record is from the annotation of a GenBank genome assembly. NCBI's taxonomy places the organism in Eukaryota, Metazoa, Arthropoda, Insecta, Hymenoptera, Braconidae.